Molecule: messenger RNA, 2460 nt
Organism: Chrysoperla carnea
Lineage: Eukaryota; Metazoa; Arthropoda; Insecta; Neuroptera; Chrysopidae
Gene: Elp2
Product: probable elongator complex protein 2
Exons: 7
Coding region: 52-2460 (802 amino acids)
Biological process (GO): tRNA wobble uridine modification
Cellular component (GO): elongator holoenzyme complex
Molecular function (GO): protein binding
Source: RefSeq, a predicted model, not a curated record
UUACAGAUUGACAGAUAUGUUUCUAACCUAAAAAUAAUCAUUUAGUUUAAAAUGUCAGAUACACGUGUAAAAACAAUUUAUACGUCUUGUGGCUCUAAUAAAACUCCAAAUGUUCUGGAUUGGGGAACAAAUAAUUUAAUUUGUUAUGGUGCUGCAAAUGCAAUUUGUAUAUGGGAUCCAAAAGCUACACAAGUUAUUUGUACUCUAUGCAAACAUACAGAUCGUGUGAAUAGUGUAUGCUGGAUUCGAAAAUGUGAAGAAGAUAAUGGACCUCUAGAUAUACUAUCGGGAUCAACAGAUAAAACAGCCAUUUUGUGGAGAAAUAUUGAUGGAAAAUAUAUACCACACGUUUUGGCAGGCCACGAGAAUGGUGUGACAGUGGUUCAUGGAAUAUAUGUCAAUGAUGUAUUGUAUUUGGUGACAGCAUCGAUUGAUUCAACUGUAAAAGUUUGGAUAGAAUUAGAUGGAACAUUUUCCUGUAUACAAACCAUUAACUUUCCAUCUGGUAUCUGUAUAUCUCUGCGAGCACACAAAAUAAGUAUCAAUAAUGUCGAUGUACCUUUAUUGGCUUGUUCUGCAUCAAAUUCUAAAAUUUUGCUUUAUAGUGGACAGUUAAAUAACGAAAAUCGUUAUGAAUUUAAAAUAAUCGAAACUUUAGUUGGUCAUGAAGGUUGGAUUAAUGGAAUGGAUUUUUCAACUGAUGAUAACGGUGAUAUUCUGUUAGCUAGUUGUUCAAAAGAUUCGUACAUUCGAGUUUGGAAAUUGAAAAAAGUUGAUGUAUCAGCCGAUACUGUUGAAAACGAGAAAGGAACAAUUCAAAUUGAUAAAAAGUUAAUAACUAUUUCAUUAAAUGAGAAAGCACAUACAUUUACUGUUUCUUUGGAAUCCGUAUUAGCUGGACAUGAAGGUUGGAUUUAUGGUAUACAUUGGCAUCCACGAAUUAAUGGUAAACAACCAAUGAAAUUACUUUCUUCGUCAAUGGAUAGAACCAUUAUAUUAUGGAGUCAAGAUCCAAAUUCUGAAUUGUGGAUAGAUACGGUUCGAGUGGGUGAAGUUGGUGGAAAUACUUUAGGAUUUUAUGGCGGUAAAUUUUCACCAAAUGGAAAUCAAAUUCUAGGAUAUGGAUAUCAAGGAUCAUUUCAUUUAUGGUCUUUUAAUGAUGUUGAAUCUACCUGGAAUCCGGAUGUUAUUGUCGGUGGACAUUUCAAUGAAGUUGUGGAUAUUGCUUGGGAACCUCAAGGUCAAUUUCUAUUGUCUGUCAGUACAGAUCAAACGACAAGACUUCAUGGUUUAUGGAUUCCAAACGAUGAUGAACGUUGGCAAUUUACAAGUUGCUGGCAUGAAAUUGCACGACCACAAGUUCAUGGAUAUGAUAUGUCGUGCAUUGCAGUUCUUUCAAGAUAUCAAUUUGCUUCAGGAGCUGAAGAAAAAAUAAUUCGAGCAUUUAAAGCACCUACAACUUUCGUAAAAAAUUUCCAUAAUAUUUGUAAAAUCAAAGAUGAUAUUGAAGGAAAUGAAAUUAAAGAUUCAAUAUUACCAAAAGGAGCAUCUGUUCCAUCAUUGGGCUUAUCAAAUAAAGCUGUUUAUGAAUCUGAUCAAAAAGAAAAUAUAGAAUCUAAUUCAAAGGAAGCAUAUCCUGAUACAUCUUUCUUUAAUGAAAUAGAAUUAAUAGAACCACCUACAGAAGAAAAUCUAAUACAGAAUACAUUGUGGCCAGAAGUACAAAAAUUAUAUGGCCAUGGAUUUGAAUUGUAUUCAAUGGCUUCCACUUCUGAUGGUCAAAUUUUAGCGUCUGCAUCCAAAGCAACAAAAUUAGAACAUGCUGCUAUAUUAAUAUGGGAUACAACUGAAUGGAAAUUAGUGCAAAAACUUCUUUCUCAUAAUUUAACUGUAACACAAUUAUCAUUUUCACCAGACAACAAUCGAUUGUUAUCCGUAUCACGAGAUCGAAGAUGGUCGAUAUUUCAAAAGAUAGAAGGAACUAAAAAUCAAUUUCAAUUAAUUGCUUGUACAGAUAAAAAAAGUGCUAUUCAUUCUCGUAUCAUUUGGUGUUGUUCCUGGUCAUUUGACUCAAAAUAUUUCGGUACGGGAUCUCGAGAUGGAAAAGCUGUAAUUUGGGAGGCUGAUAAAGUAGUUGCUAUGAAGGAGGUAAAUGGAAGUAUCCUAGAACAAAAGAAUCAAUCUAUUACUGCGUUAUCCAUUGCACCUAAAUGUAUUAAUGGAAAUUACUUGGUGGCAGUUGGUUUUGAAAUUGGUAUUAUUGUUCUAUACAAAUGGUCUUUGGAGAAUGGUUGGACGCAUUGGAAAGUUUUGGAACAAGAAAAUGCACAUCAUAAAACUGUCAAAAGAUUAACAUUUCGUCCGUUAUCAGCUUCAAAUAAUGAAAACAUUUUAUAUUUAGCUAGUUGUGGAUCUGAUCAUAUGGUCCGAAUAUUUGAAAUAAAUGUUUCAGAAUUAUAA